Molecule: messenger RNA, 200 nt
Organism: Racocetra fulgida
Lineage: Eukaryota; Fungi; Glomeromycota; Glomeromycetes; Diversisporales; Gigasporaceae
Source: the annotation of a GenBank genome assembly
GUAUUGAUGAUAUGGAAGAAAACCCACCUUUUGAUCCAAAUGAUGAAUUAGCAGUUAAAGAACUCCAACAGCAAAUAAAUAUAUUGCAUGUUCAUAAUCUAAUGCCAAUUGAAGACUUGCUAAACCUUGAAGAAGAACAAGAAGUAUACUAUCAGUUUACCGAUGAAGAUCUGAUUCACACUGCUACAGAAAUUGAACAG